Molecule: messenger RNA, 2718 nt
Organism: Scedosporium apiospermum
Lineage: Eukaryota; Fungi; Ascomycota; Sordariomycetes; Microascales; Microascaceae
Exons: 8
Coding region: 1-2718 (905 amino acids)
Biological process (GO): DNA-templated transcription; regulation of DNA-templated transcription
Molecular function (GO): DNA-binding transcription factor activity, RNA polymerase II-specific; zinc ion binding; DNA binding
Source: RefSeq, a predicted model, not a curated record
AUGUCCAACGAUCCGGCCGCGAGGAGGAUACUUCCUCAGAGUUCGCAAAUGGGAUCUUUCAACUUUGUUCCGCAGCCAGCGCCACAAACCCAGAAGAACUAUGUUUUCGUCGAUGAGCACAACCGCCACAAGCGGUUGAAAGUUAUGAGGGCAUGCGAGGGUUGCCGAAGACGCAAGAUCAAAUGCGACGCCGCUACUACGAAUACAUGGCCGUGCUCGGCGUGCGUCCGACUAAAGCUACAAUGCGUGCGCCCAAACGGCUUCGACGGCUCGACGACCGAAACCACGACGUCUAUCAGUUCAUAUACGACUGUGAGCGGCGGCGCGACUGCUUCCUCGACUCCAACCUCCACAUCCACCUAUGAUCCUUCCAACCGUACCCUUACAGAGGCCUCCACUCCCACCGCCCAGGGUGGCUACCCCCAACAGUCCGUGAUGAAUGCCACGCCGAAGACGGGCGGUUCCAUCUACCAGCAACCUGCUUUCGCCGAAAGCCAGACGAAUCUCUUCCAUGCGGUGCAAUACCCGGAUGCGCCGCCGCAGCCUCAAUCCAAUGUGCACUAUACGACCGUCGCUCCUCCCGUAAACAUAGUCGACGAAAAUUACGCAUCACAUAAUGUCUUCCCUAAUCCCCCCGUGCAAGCUGGCCAGGUCCAAGGCCAGGGCAGCUCCCCCGGCUCAUAUUCCCAGGACAGCUAUUCUCAACCGGAUCUCGCUGAUUUGUUAGGCUCGCUCAAAGUUAACGAAGCUGGCACAGCACCGUAUCUAAGAAAUAAAGCUUCAUUCCGCCGCGAAGAGGAGCCUGUUAUCGAGGAGGUGGAUGAUUUCACGGCUGUGUUACCUCCCAUGACGUCUGGAAAAAUUCGGAUUCCCCCUGCAUUGAUGCCGGAUGAUGCGACGGCACAUCAAUAUCUAGAUCUUUACUUCACGAACGUCCAUCCCUUCCUCCCAGUGCUUAGCAAGGCUAUUUUCUACCGGCAGUGGAAUACAAAUAGGCAGGGUAUUUCGCCUUUAAUCCUGGAAGCCAUCUUCGCCAUCGGUGGGAGGUUGGCAGACGAGCCAGCUCAAGGACAGCAAUGGCUGGCUCUAGCAGCCGCACACGCCGACGCGUUCAUGGAUGUGCCGAGGCUUAGCACCCUGCAGGCCCUUCUUAUAAUACUCAAGGCAAAGGAAGGCGCGCCAAAGAAGGGCUACUACUACCGGUCGUGGAUGUCUAUCGUCCAAUGUGUCCAAAUGGGCAAAGACCUUGGCCUGGAUGAACAUUACGCGGAUCACCUAGCUGGCAAGGAUUGUGACUCUACGGAACUGGAAUGUCGGAUGAAGACACGUCUCUGGCAAACAGUUUUCACUCUCGAAGUGAUGAUUGGGUCCCCCCAAGGACGAACCGACCUGACUGUGGAUGUUGACGAGGUGGACUUCCGUCUACCCCAGCCCGUCCCCGGAGAUGACGACGACGAGUUCCUCGUGAGCCGCAAUUUCACCUACCUUGCAAGGCUUGUACGAAACAUCAGCCGCAUGAACUCGGUUUACGCGCGCAUCAAGAAGAAGAAGGAUUGGGGUAUUGAUCCCGAGCUUGUGCAACUCAAUCCUUCUCUCACCUCGUGGCUCACCGAGCUGCCGGCCGAUCUCUCCAUCACCUUCCCUCCCGACAACUCACCUGCAUGGGUUCCAUCUCCUUUUGUCGGAAAUCUCCUCUCGUAUCACUAUUUGACGUUUAUUCUUCUCCACCGGCCGCAGCUCGCCUUCUGCGAUCCGAACGACUUAAACGGGAAGUGGAAGCAACAUAUGAUGAUUUGCUACUCAUCCGCCAAAGCAAUUUGUAGGCUGCAGGAGGGCAUCCUGCAUUCCUUUGGCCUCAACGGGCUGCAGAACAUGCUACGUGGCUUUAGUUUCCCCGUGUACUGCGCAUUGUCCUGCGUCGUCCUCCACCUGGUUGCGAUGACGUCCCCUGAUCCGGACUUAAACACCGACUCGAGGGACUACUUCCAAAGGCAAAUGCGACUUGUUGAACAGGUGAUGGCGGCCUGGCCAAUGCCGGAGCUUCAAAGGCAGAUUAACGCCGUCCGUGAGGCUUUCUCGAUGGAUACUAGGAAGCCUUUCGUCCUGAAACCCUCAUUCCCGUAUGGAAGUCCGACCUCAAGCGCCGCCACGCCUCCCAGAUCCAGUCCUGCCUACCGACCUCUGGUCGACCCCACUGGCCAUAUCAGCAAUCAAGGAAGCCCCAGGAACCUCCAUGCGUCCCAUAUAUCUUACUCCACUCAGGCUAUUACACCCCCUAUAUCCGCUGGUCCGGCUGAUGUGAAGAAUUCACCGCCGAUGAUGGUAUUUUCAGGACAAGAGAACCACACAGCUGGGAUGGGCCACCAGAUGUCAAUACCGGAGCAGCCGAGUUGGAACCCUUCGCGCAUCUUUGAAAAUUGGAAUACAUCAUUCGGGAACCCGCAGGUGCAGCACCCAAGCCCUAGCUCGGGUGCCGUAAAUCCAGCGUCAAUGAAGUCGUCGUCAUCGAGUCCGCCAGAUAUGUCGAGCUACUCAAAUCUGCCUGCGAAUGACGCAAUCACGUCCGGUUCUCAGGCAAUGCCGUCUCAGCAGUUUACCACGCCAAUACCCACAUUCAUCACGCCAGCUAUGUGGCAAGAGUCCGUGGCCAGUGUGUAUGAAGUAGGUCUCAAGCGCGCUUGGGACUACGAUGGCGGACCAUCGAUGAAGCGGCACUAA